Phaeodactylum tricornutum CCAP 1055/1 is the source of this 504-nucleotide messenger RNA. RefSeq lists its product with no specific name. The transcript has a single exon. Gene Ontology annotation, molecular function: tRNA binding. The annotation marks the transcript as partial. Lineage: Eukaryota; Bacillariophyta; Bacillariophyceae; Surirellales; Neidiaceae. The record is from RefSeq and is a predicted model, not a curated record.
AUUUCGGCGCUGGACAUUCGUGUAGGUCGGGUAUUGAAAGUCUGGGAACACCCGGAAGCCGACAAGCUCUACUGCGAAGAGAUUGACGUCGGCGAAGACGAACCGCGACAGAUUGCUUCCGGUCUGCGACCGCACCUGCAACCCGAAGACAUUGACGGCCGGCUGGUUCUGGUCUUGUGUAAUUUGAAGGAACGUAAACUGGUCGGUUUUGCCAGUCACGGCAUGGUGUUGUGCGCGUCGAACGCGGACCACUCGGAGGUGCGGUUGGUAAAUCCGCCGGUGGACGCCCGGAUUGGCGAACGCGUGUCAAUUCCGGAUUUCGACUUUACCAGCGAAGAGGGCGCACCGUUUGCCGAAAAUAAGGUGGGCAAGAAGAAGAUUGUGGAGCAGCUGGCACCGUAUCUGGUCACGAACCGGUACGGUGUACCGGAGUUUUUGGGACGACCGUUCGUAACGAGCGCUGGUGUUUGCACCACGUCCAUUCCGGAUGGCACCGUAAGCUAA